Messenger RNA from Zophobas morio, 1341 nucleotides. Its product is annotated as cyclin-dependent kinase 11B-like. Gene Ontology annotation, cellular component: nucleus. Gene Ontology annotation, biological process: protein phosphorylation; regulation of mitotic cell cycle. NCBI's taxonomy places the organism in Eukaryota, Metazoa, Arthropoda, Insecta, Coleoptera, Tenebrionidae. The transcript is spliced from 13 exons. Gene Ontology annotation, molecular function: protein serine/threonine kinase activity; ATP binding. The record is from RefSeq and is a predicted model, not a curated record. Bases 259 to 1341 code for a protein of 360 amino acids.
AAGGAUUGCUCUUUGCAUCUAUCAAUAGAAGAGAAUGCUACCAUAAAGAAACCCAAAUGGGCCGAAGUUUCUGACGAGGAGGACUUGGAAGAGAAGCUUGAAAAAAAAGAAAGUUUAGUUUUUCAAGAAAAGGAUGUUAUUGAUAUCUUCGAAGAGGCUGUGACUGCUCUUUCACCUGAAGAUGAAGAAGAUUCAAAAACUCCAAACAUUGAAACUAAAACGCCAAACGGCACUGAACAAAAGGAAAACGUUAUAAAAAUGUACUUUCCAGCUACUGAGGGCUGCCGGGAUGUACACAAUUACGAGCGCCUGAAUCGCAUUGACGAAGGCCAAUACGGAGUAGUUUACCGCGCAAAAGAUAAACUUACUAGUGCGAUUGUGGCCUUGAAAAGGUUGAAAAUGGAAAAAGAAAAAGAAGGUUUUCCUAUAACUUCUCUUCGAGAGAUUAACUGUUUAUUGAGAUGCAAACAUCCGAAUAUUGUUAAUGUUAGAGAAAUUGUAGUCGGCAGCGGUAUGGACGAUAUUUAUAUUGUUAUGGAUUAUGUUGAGCAUGACCUUAAAGCUUUAAUGAGUUCCAUGAAGGAACCCUUUAAGUUGUCCGAAACAAAAAUGCUACUUAUGCACCUGCUUAGAGGAGUCGAGCACAUGCACAAAAAUUGGAUUCUUCAUCGAGACUUAAAACCUUCAAAUCUUUUACUGAGCAAUAACGGCGUUCUUAAGAUCGGCGACUUUGGAUUAGCUCGGGAGUACGGCGAUCCGUUAAAACCGUACACACCAUUGGUUGUUACGCUCUGGUAUCGCUGCCCUGAACUUUUAUUGGGGGAAAAAAUGUAUUCAACGGCCGUUGAUUUGUGGUCUGUUGGUUGUAUAUUUAGUGAACUUUUGUUAAAUAAAGUUCUUUUAAAAGGAACUUCUGAAGUGGCUCAGCUUGAUCAUAUCUUCACUCUUCUUGGCCGACCGUCGCAAAGAGAUUGGCCAGAUUAUGACAAACUUCCGAAUGCGAAAAUGAUCAAAUUUGGGCGGUAUUCAUUGGAUCGUUAUGCUUUAUUAAAAGAGAAGUUCCACUUCAUGUCCGAGUCUGGCAUAAAUCUUCUUAAAAGUUUUUUAUGCUACAACCCGAAAACUCGCAUAUCCGCAAGCGAAGCGUUAGGGCACUUUUUUUUUAAACAACAUCCAAAACCCUCAAGUUCUGCACUUUUUCCGACUUUUCCGGCGCGCUCGAAAGGCGAAAGAAGGCAGUUGGACACUAUUCCCGCACCCGCUCCGCAUAAUCCUCUUAACGACGUGAUGGCGGAAUUUACUGUUGAUGAAUAUGGCACCAAUCAAACGAAGAAUAAAUAG